AUGAUGUUGGAGUUGAACAGGAGCUGUGUGACCGCAUUCAUGAUGAUGGGUCUCUCUGAGCAUCCCAAGCUGCAGAUCUUCCUCUUCAUUCUCUUCCUUUCCAUUUAUAUAGUUGCCCUGAUCGGAAAUGUAGCAAUCAUUGCUGCCAUUGUUUCUUAUCCCAAACUUCACACACCCAUGUAUUUCUUCCUGUUCCAUUUGGCUGUGGUGGAUAUAGUCUGUACUUCCACCAUCAUUCCCAAAAUGCUGACAAACAUAGCAACUUUUAGCAAGAGAAUCUCCUAUUCUGGCUGCAUAGCCCAGCUCUACUCCUUCACAUGGUGUUUGGGAGCUGAGAUGGUGCUCUUCACUGUCAUGGCUUAUGAUCGCUAUGUAGCUAUAUGCCACCCCUUGCGUUAUAGCAUCAUGAUGAACAAGACAGUAUGUGUAGCACUCUCCACAGUGGUGAUCCUUAUCGCCAUUACAAACUCAUGGGUUCACACUGGACUGAUUAUGCGGCUCACUUUCUGUGGCCCCAAUGGUAUCAAUCACUUCUUCUGCGAGAUUCCUCCACUUCUGGCUCUCUCCUGCAGCCCAGUAAGAAUCAAUGAAGUCUGGGUAUUCACAGCAGACAUAUUUCUUGCUAUGGGGGACUUCUUAAUAACAUGCUUAUCUUACUGCUUCAUUGUUAAGGCAAUCUUAAACAUCAGGACCUCUGAAGGGAAGAAGAAGGCUUUCUCCACUUGCUCAUCACAUCUCAUUGUUGUGUCCUUAUAUUACUCAACUGUCAUCUAUACUUAUAUACGACCAGCCUCCAGCUACUCUUUUGAGCGAGACAAGGUGGUUGCUGCCCUAUACACGCUGGUUACACCAACUCUGAAUCCUAUAGUCUACACUUUAAGAAAUAAGGAUGUCAAAGCAGCUCUCCGAAAAGUAUUCCUCAACUCAUGA
Molecule: messenger RNA, 930 nt
Organism: Podarcis muralis (Common wall lizard)
Lineage: Eukaryota; Metazoa; Chordata; Lepidosauria; Squamata; Lacertidae
Source: RefSeq, a predicted model, not a curated record